AAGGGUGGCAAGGGUCUUGGAAAGGGUGGUGCCAAGCGUCACCGCAAGAUCUUGCGCGACAACAUUCAGGGUAUCACCAAGCCCGCUAUCCGCCGUCUCGCUCGUCGUGGUGGUGUCAAGCGUAUCUCUGCCAUGAUCUACGAAGAGACCCGUGGUGUCCUCAAGACCUUCCUCGAGGGUGUUAUCCGUGACGCUGUCACCUACACCGAGCACGCCAAGCGCAAGACCGUCACCUCUCUCGACGUUGUCUAUGCCCUCAAGCGCCAGGGCAGAACCCUCUACGGUUUCGGUGGUUAA
Aureobasidium melanogenum CBS 110374 is the source of this 297-nucleotide messenger RNA. RefSeq names its product histone H4. The record is from RefSeq and is a predicted model, not a curated record. The transcript is spliced from 2 exons. Lineage: Eukaryota; Fungi; Ascomycota; Dothideomycetes; Dothideales; Saccotheciaceae. The annotation marks the transcript as partial. Gene Ontology annotation, biological process: nucleosome assembly. Gene Ontology annotation, cellular component: nucleosome. Gene Ontology annotation, molecular function: structural constituent of chromatin; DNA binding; protein heterodimerization activity.